AGAACCUCCUUUAGGGAAGUGCUGUGACGAUAGUCGACGCAAGCAAGUAAGUUUUUUUUUUUCUAAACUGACGAAAACCGACUGAAAGUUUGAAACGAAAAGCCGUGUGCUGGCUGCGCCGGUCGCCAAUGAGCUCCAGGACUCGACUGUUUCCUCACUUCCUCUCGCACUCCAGGGCUUGGCUCGGAACUCCGCCGCUAUUGGGUGGCCAUCUUGGAUCUGGCUGUAACGCAAAGCGACAGACAGUUAUGGGUGGAAUGGGAGCGACCGUAAGCUCCAUUUCUCGGGGGCAUUACCGCAUCUGACCUUUCUGGCUCGAUCGCCCAGAGACUAAGAUUAAGCGGAAUAAUGAAAAUCAACCAUUGGGGUUAAACUCCGAUGUCAUCUGGCUCGAUUCGGGAUUUCUCUCCGCUUCGUCCUCCACUGACUGCGGCGGAGUUCUCGAGGCCCUGUUGGGCAGACCAGGCGUCACGGUAUUUUUCCUUCUCAGCACCGGACAUCCGAUACUCAUAGUAAACGGAAACAACAGGCCAAAGCGGCCCUUUUCUUAUCCAUGUUUUAGUUUUCAGUAUUAGUUAUCGGAAUGUAUUUGUUGUUUUAGUCGCAGAUGACCAGUUUGGGAUGACAUUCUGUUAAAAUCGUCGUGACCGUGGCUAGAUCAGUGUCGGUGUCUGAAAUCCAAGUUAAAAGUUUUCAGCAAGUUUGAUUCAGUUGUCUGAUUAUAUUUGACGAGAAUCCAUGAUAUUAGGACGGAGCUAUCUGCCAGCUCGCAUUUCAGCAUCAUAUUCACGAGAUUGGUGCAGUCCAAAUACGGUAGCCUAGUCUGAGCGGACCGAAUCUAACAAAAUGUCAACAAGAACACCACUACCCACCGUCAACGAACGGAAGACGGAGAACCACACAUCUAACGGGCAUGGCCGCGUGGAGGUGGCGUCGCGGUCGGCCCGGUCCAGCGGCCGCUCUCGGUCGUCAGGCAGCGGCUCCGUUGCUGAGGACCAGCCCCCCCACGUGGGGAACUACCGGCUCCUCAAGACCAUCGGCAAGGGCAACUUCGCCAAGGUCAAGCUGGCCCGUCACAUCCUCACCGGACGAGAGGUGGCCAUUAAAAUCAUUGAUAAGACGCAGCUCAACCCAACCAGUCUGCAGAAGCUCUUCAGAGAGGUGCGGAUUAUGAAGCUGCUGAAUCACCCAAACAUCGUCAAAUUGUUUGAAGUGAUCGAGACGGAGAAAACGCUGUUCCUUGUGAUGGAGUAUGCCAGUGGAGGUGAGGUGUUUGACUACCUGGUGGCCCAUGGGCGGAUGAAAGAGAAGGAAGCCAGAGCCAAGUUUAGACAGAUUGUGUCAGCAGUACAGUAUUGUCACCAGAAGCACAUAGUGCACAGGGACCUAAAGGCAGAGAACCUGCUCCUGGAUGCCGACAUGAACAUCAAGAUCGCCGACUUCGGCUUCAGCAACGAGUUCACGAUGGGCAGCAAGCUGGACACGUUCUGCGGCUCCCCGCCCUACGCCGCGCCCGAGCUCUUCCAGGGCAAGAAGUACGACGGGCCCGAGGUGGACGUCUGGAGCCUGGGGGUCAUCCUCUACACACUCGUCAGCGGGUCACUGCCCUUCGACGGACAGAACCUGAAGGAGCUGCGUGAGAGAGUGUUGAGAGGCAAAUACAGGAUCCCAUUCUACAUGUCCACUGACUGUGAGAACCUCCUCAAGAGAUUCCUGGUCCUCAACCCUGUUAAACGAGGAACACUCGAGCAAAUCAUGAAGGACAGAUGGAUCAACGCAGGAGCAGACGAGGACCAGCUCAAGCCCUUCAUCGAACCGGAGACCGACAUCUCUGACCAGAAGAGAAUAGACGUGAUGGUCAGCAUGGGCUACUCUUGUGAGAAGAUUCAGGAGUCACUGUCCAAGAUGAAGUACGAUGAGAUCACCGCCACCUACCUGCUGCUCGCCCACAAGGCCAAUGAGCAGGAGAUCAGUGAUUCCAGCUCCAGCAGUAAUCCCUCAUUGUCUAAGACGAGACCCUCCAGCGAGCUCAACGGCCAGUCGCCUUCUCACCUCAAAGUGCAGAGGAGUGUCUCCACCAAUCAGAAGUCUCGGCGCUACAGCGACCAAGUGAGUCCGGUGUCGGCCGGCUCCAGCUCGUCCAAACGGGCCGUGGCGGGUUCCGGAGAGGGUGACCAGCGGCUGGAGGGGGCGCGUAAGCCGCCCUCACACACACACACACACACACCGCCCUCACGCACACACACACCCCCCUCACGCACACACACACCCCCCAGCCCCAUGCUGGGCAACGCCAGCAACCCCAACAAGGCAGACAUCCCCAAGAGGGGAAGCAUCAGUACGCCCAACAAUUCUGGAGGCAUGUCGCGCAGGAAUACAUAUGUUUGCACUGAGAGAAACAACGCUGAACGUCUGUCUGUGAUUCCCAAUGGGAAAGAAAACAGUGCGUCCCUGUCCCCCGGUCAGAAGAACCCAGGUGCGUCCACUCACAGCAUCAGCAGUGCUGCGGCGCCUGAGAAACUCCGUUUCCCACGAGGCAGUGCGAGCCGCAGUACCUUCCACGGGGGUCAGUUGAGAGAGCGGCGCACGGCCACCUACAACGGCCCCCCCGCCUCCCCUACGCAGGGCCGUAGCCGCGGCAACACCAACAACCUGCUCACCAAGCUCACCUCCAAACUCACGCGCAGAAACAUGUCAUUCAGGUUUAACAAAAGGGUCACUCUUGACCCCAGCAAGCAGCAGUCAGCGCUCAAACCCAGAGAGCCCGCUGUCCCUUCUCCUUCCUCCACUCUCUCUACCCCCUCCAACCCUGCAGCCAAGGCUCUUAAGACAGGAGCAGUGGCUAUAGGGAGUUGUAGGAACACGCAGUCGGACAGUGCUGAGAAGUCUCAACCGAGCUUGAGAGAAGCGGGAGAUUUGAGGGCUCAAGUCGCCCUGUAUCUGGGGAUCAGCCGAAGGAUGAAGGGAAAGAAGGAGGCGGUGGGGGGGUCGGGGGGGUCGGGCGGGGGGGGGGGGGAGGGCAAGCCUCGCUCUCUGCGCUUCACCUGGAGUAUGAGCACCACCAGCAGCCUGGAGCCGGCGGCCAUCUUGGACGAGAUCCGCAGCGUGCUGGACGCCAACCGCUGCCGUUACGAGCAGCGCGACAGCUUCCUGCUGCUCUGUGACCAUGGCGACGCCCACGCCGACACCUUCGUCCAAUGGGAGAUGGAGGUGUGCAAGCUGCCCCGCCUCUCGCUCAACGGCGUGCGCUUCAAGCGGAUAUCGGGCACCUCCAUCGCCUUUAAGAACAUCGCCUCCAAGGUGUCCAGGGAGCUGAAACUCUGAGACACACACACACACACACACACACACACACACAGAAACAACACUUCCACUUAAACACACACACACACAAAUAUUUUUCACACAUGAACACAAAGAUCUACCACUUACUUUCUUACACACACACACCUCCCACUCAGACCAAUACACACCACCCAACUCCCAACAUGCACACCCAUGACACACCAACCACAACCUGCACCUGACACACACACACACACACACACACGUACAUAUUUGCAUUACAUCUACAAAACUACGUUCACACAUACAUCUUCAUCCAUGCUGUACCCACCUGCUACACAAUCAAGAGACGUGACACACACACACACACACACACACGCACCAUAUGUUAGAAUGUAAUAUAUAGAUGAGCUUCAAGCAAUAAUUUCUUAAAAGUGUUGCCUAUUGUGAUGUCACUAUGAUGAGCGUUGUGAUGUGCUGCCGGGGGACGUGGACACCAGAUGCCAAGAACUACGCUACCCAGCAUCCCUCAGGACCGGCUUAGCAGACAUGGUCCCAUGAACUACGCUACCCAGCAUCCCUCAGGACCGGCUUAGCAGACAUGGUCCCAUGAACUACGCUACCCAGCAUCCCUCAGGACCGGCUUAGCAGACAUGGUCCCAUGAACUACGCUACCCAGCAUCCCUCAGGACUGGCUUAGCAGACAUGGUCCCAUGAACUACGCUACCCAGCAGACAUGUGCAUCUGACCCCACCCUGGAAGCACCUGGAGCUUCACCUGCCCACAGCAGAACUGUCUGUCAGUGUGUGUGUGUGUGUGUGUGUGUGUGUGCGCGCGCGCGUGGUGCGUGCGUGGGCUGUAGUCUGUGGGGGGCUGGGCUAUGUGACGGACUCGUUGCUCUUUCUGCUCUUGGUGUUCUGUUCCACUGGUCAUCACCAAAUCUAUAUCCACAGUGUCUUCUCUUCCUGGCCCUGGCCCUGGCCAGCUUGGGUCUGCAGUUACACCCUGGCUCCUGUAGGGGUCAGUGUCACAGAAUGGUUUUUGUCCCUUUGGGAUGAAUGUUACUGAUUAAGAGAAUCUAAGGUUUUAUUAUUUAUUUCAUUUUCCUUGUUUGUUUUUCUUUUUUAUCCCAAUGUUGAAGUUGGCCUUUCAGUGUAAAUAAUGUCUUAGCUCUGCAGAGGGGCGUGGCCUCAGGUCAGAGGGGCGUGGCCUCAGGCCCGGCUCUCCUACAGGCUGCCGCUCAUAUAAAGGAAAGGCUACACACAGCAUAACAGUCACCGUGGAUACAGUACAAUUAAAAACCUCUAUUAACCA
Alosa sapidissima (American shad) is the source of this 4599-nucleotide messenger RNA. RefSeq names its product MAP/microtubule affinity-regulating kinase 3a (gene mark3a). Bases 847 to 3324 code for a protein of 825 amino acids. Gene Ontology annotation, cellular component: cytoplasm; plasma membrane. The transcript is spliced from 20 exons. Gene Ontology annotation, molecular function: ATP binding; protein serine/threonine kinase activity. Gene Ontology annotation, biological process: intracellular signal transduction; protein phosphorylation. NCBI's taxonomy places the organism in Eukaryota, Metazoa, Chordata, Actinopteri, Clupeiformes, Clupeidae. The record is from RefSeq and is a predicted model, not a curated record.